CUCAGAGACAACAAGUAGACGGGAAAGCAACAGCCAAGUCCUUUCAGCCCAAAAAAGAUUCCACAGAAUCCCAGAAUCAUCCUACCCAGAAUGCACUGCUUGCUACAGCUGAGCUUGGCGGUGGCGCUGUGCGCCCUGCUUGCCCCAUCGGCAACCAUUGCUGAUCGUCGUCCCAGCUAUCGCUUGGGUGUGCGUUCCAGCGGCCAGCCGGAGGGCAGAUUCACCUCGUCCAUAGCCAACAAGUUCAGCACACUGAAGGGCACCACAACGACGACCACCACAGUGGCCCCCACCACCACGACCACUACGACCACGCCCACUACGCCCACGGCCACUACGACCCCGCCCACAGCGUCGGGCACAACGUCUUCAACGACAACGCCCACUGCCACUGGCAGUCGUGCUUUUGGCGAUGUCGAAGGCUUCGAGGAAAGCUCCGAUGAGGAACUGCCACGCGCCUACGAUGACGACGAGGACGAUGAUGAGCAGUCGGGCAGCGGCAGCAUGGAGGUCGACGUUGACGACCACGACGACGACGACGACGAUGACGAGUUCUAUGUGCUGGCCGCCGGAGGCGGCAGCAAUGCUGUACAGCAGGGUGGCAACUCCCCAGCGGCUGCCGUGGAGCGUCCCACCGAGCUGCAGUGGCGUCAGUUCCAGAUGGAUCAGCGCAAUCGUCGCCGUGUGCAGCGCCUGCAGCGGGAGCAUAACCAGCGGCUGCGCGCCCUACUGCGCCGCCAGCGUCAGGCCGAUCGUCGCAACUCGCAGCGACUGCGCCGCGUACAGCAGCAGAACCGUCGCCGCAACACGCGUCGCAAUCGUCUCAAUCGCAACCGCAGCAAGGCCCAGCGCCAGCGUCGCCGUCGCAACAACCAGAGCCGUCGUCGCCGUCAGCAGAGCCAGCGUCAGCGUCGCCGUCAGCGCCUGAACCAGCGUCGCCGUCUGCGCCAGCUGAUGCGUCGUCGUCGUGGCGGUCGUAGCCUCGUCCGUGCUUAG
Molecule: messenger RNA, 996 nt
Organism: Drosophila subobscura
Lineage: Eukaryota; Metazoa; Arthropoda; Insecta; Diptera; Drosophilidae
Product: mitogen-activated protein kinase kinase kinase kinase 4
Exons: 2
Coding region: 91-996 (301 amino acids)
Source: RefSeq, a predicted model, not a curated record